Molecule: messenger RNA, 1679 nt
Organism: Cyprinodon variegatus (sheepshead minnow)
Lineage: Eukaryota; Metazoa; Chordata; Actinopteri; Cyprinodontiformes; Cyprinodontidae
Product: thymocyte selection-associated high mobility group box protein TOX-like
Exons: 7
Coding region: 474-1664 (396 amino acids)
Biological process (GO): regulation of transcription by RNA polymerase II
Cellular component (GO): nucleus
Molecular function (GO): chromatin DNA binding
Source: RefSeq, a predicted model, not a curated record
CAGAGCGUCGGGAAAGCUGGAAGGGAGAACUGGCGCUUUAGGGGCCACCGCUGACUAUUUCAUUCCUGCAUUUUUACCUGCAGCUCAGUGCGGCUCGGUUUGGCUCCAACAACUUCACCAACUGUCCCGCUGCGUAGUUCCUCAGACCACUGUGGCAGGGACGCUCCCAUAAAUUCACCCCUUUCCCCAACUCAACUUAAUAGAGAUGUUAGAUAGCGCACAGCAUCAUUGCACCGAAUGUCCACAUAGUACUGAAGCCUCUGUAGGACGGAUAUAGAACCUGCGCGUCAGGAGAGACUCUUUUUCUGCCUCUUGUCGUACUUUUUGCUCGCUUUGACACACAACACAGAAGGGUGAGAGGUCGUUUAUGUGUGCGUGUGUGUGAGCGUGUGCAGGAGAGACAGACAUUGCACACUUUUUUUUUCUCUCUUUUGGAGCUACGCUUUCAUGCCGUCAGUCUUGCGCUCUUUGAGAUGGACGUCAGAUUUUAUCCAGCUCCCCCUUCCAGCGUGGGUUCCUGUACGUUACCGACCGAUUCCGGGCUGGACUAUUACCAUUCCAACAAGAACAGAUACCCUGCCGGAGAUAGAGGCGUGAGGCUCUACAGUUCCCUGCCCAUGCGCCCAAACCCUGAUGGCAAGAGGCUGCCCUCUACUGGGUUUGAUGGUGAAAACAUGUACAUGAAUGAAAACAACCACGAGUUCCUCCCACCUAACCAUAGCUACACGGGUCAGACAGGAGGCAGCGGGGGAGGAGGUGGAGGUGGCGGUACCUCCAGUGGAAACGGGACCGGAGACGAAGACUAUGAGAUCCCGCCGAUUACUCCACCCAACCACCCCGAGCCACCUCUUCUUCACCUGAUGGAGCAUGACUCUACGGGCUACCUCUGUCAUUCGUUGCCACACAAUGGCCUCAUCAACCCGUACUCCUACACUGAGCUGCCAACGCUUAUGAUGUCCAACAUGUUGGCGCAGGAGAGCCACCUUGUCUCCAGUCAAAUGCCCUCGAUGCAGGAGAUGGCUAUGCACCACCACCACCACCACCAACAGCAACACCAUCACCAGCACCCUGACGCCGCUCAUUAUGAUCCUGCCCGUAACCACCACAUGAUAAACAGCUCACCUCCGAUACUGCCCAAUCCCAUGAGUGCACUGUCUCAGCUAAACCCUCAGGUCAGCCGGAGCGCACUGCCUCAUGGUUCCCCCUCGCCUCCUGGGAGUAAAUCAGCCACACCCUCCCCUUCAAGCUCCAAUCAGGAAGAGGAGACAGAUCCUCAUUCGAAGAUUGCCUUCCAGAUAACUGGUGAAAAACGACCAUCUUCCGAGAUGAUGAAACCCAAGCCCAAGCCCCAGAAGAAGAAGAAGAAGAAGGACCCUAAUGAGCCAACUAAGCCCGUGUCGGCCUAUGCCUUGUUCUUCAGAGACACCCAGGCAGCCAUCAAAGGACAGAAUCCAAACGCAACCUUUGGAGAUGUCUCCAAAAUAGUUGCCUCCAUGUGGGACGGACUUGGAGAGGAGCAGAAACAGAGCUACAAGAGGAAAACAGAGGCUGCUAAGAAGGAGUACCUGAAAGCCCUGGCCGCCUACAGAGCCAGUCUGGUUUCCAAGGUAACAGCGGGGGUCACAUGUUUGAUAUACAUGGGUCAGCUGCAAUAUAAGGGAUAAUAAAUUAGACAGAAU